This is a messenger RNA of Pelobates fuscus (common spadefoot toad), 3019 nucleotides long. RefSeq names its product growth factor receptor bound protein 2 (gene GRB2). The record is from RefSeq and is a predicted model, not a curated record. Gene Ontology annotation, cellular component: cytoplasm; plasma membrane; nucleoplasm. Gene Ontology annotation, biological process: regulation of MAPK cascade; signal transduction. The transcript has 6 exons. Lineage: Eukaryota; Metazoa; Chordata; Amphibia; Anura; Pelobatidae. Gene Ontology annotation, molecular function: phosphotyrosine residue binding; epidermal growth factor receptor binding. Bases 253 to 942 code for a protein of 229 amino acids.
GCGGGAUCUGACGCUUUCCCCGGAAGUCUCGCGGGAGGAUCUGCCCCGGGGCGGAGCGGAAGCGGCCAGAAAGAGAGAGAGGAGAGGCAGCUCCACCGAGGAGAGGGCUGCAACUAAAUUUCCCUCCUAUCGUGGUGGUGGCCAGACACUUGACAUUUGGGACUUUUCUCUAGUGGCAUACCAAAGGUGCGGGCAGCGAAGGGGGACAAGCCCUUCUCUUUGUGUGGCCUCCACAGGGAAGUUGAAACCACCAUGGAGGCCAUAGCGAAAUAUGACUUCAAAGCCACUGCGGACGAUGAACUGAGCUUCAAACGAGGGGACAUUCUGAAGGUUUUGAAUGAAGAAUGCGACCAGAACUGGUACAAAGCUGAGCUCAAUGGAAAGGAUGGAUUUAUUCCUAAAAACUACAUAGAGAUGAAGCCACAUCCGUGGUUUUUUGGAAAGAUACCACGUGCCAAAGCAGAGGAGAUGCUCGGUAAACAGAGACAUGAUGGUGCCUUUUUAAUCCGGGAAAGUGAAAGUGCGCCUGGGGACUUCUCGCUAUCUGUCAAAUUCGGUAAUGAUGUACAGCACUUCAAAGUUCUGAGAGAUGGGGCAGGAAAAUACUUCCUAUGGGUUGUAAAGUUCAACUCCCUGAAUGAAUUAGUGGAUUACCAUCGGUCUACGUCUGUAUCCCGGAACCAGCAGAUCUUCUUGCGUGACAUCGAGCAGGUGCCACAGGUACACGGGGGAGAAAGAGCAACGAAUUUACCACAGCAACCUACGUUUGUGCAGGCACUGUUUGACUUUGACCCCCAAGAAGAUGGGGAACUUGGAUUUCGACGAGGAGACUUCAUCCAGGUGGUGGACAACUCAGAUCCAAACUGGUGGAAGGGAACGUGCCAUGGGCAGACCGGCAUGUUCCCACGCAAUUAUGUGACACCCGUCAACCGUAACCUGUAACUAGAGCCUGCGAGGGACUGGCAGCCAAGAAGGAGCACAGGCAGACUGACCCGGGAGAGUGUAUGGACUGAUUUAUUUGGAGACCAGGGUGGUGUUCAGUAUGAAUUAAUAUAGAGAAGUAUGGACUGAUUAACUGACCAUGUGAGCAAAGACGUAUUAUUGACAAACAGGACCACCAGAGGACAGGGUUAGGGUGGACAUAUUGACAUGUAGAUGCACUGACAGACUGGUUGGAUAACAAAGUCAGACCCAAGAUUUGUCAAAGAGGGGUCAGGCGGGUUGGCUCUAUCACAGGUAAUUAGUUUGCUAGUUUUGUUAAGUUACUGACCAAUUCAACUGCAGCAUGACAUAAGGGGAGGGAGACUUAUAUGCAAACUUGUAGACUGACCUGCAGAAACAGCUGUGAACACCCCCUGGUUCAUAUUAUGACGAGGCCUCCCAGGAGUCUGGCUGUGCUUAAUGCAUUUGCUUCAUCUUUUUGAGGGGAAGGGAAGAACACUUGGCUCAGAAUGGAACUUUAUAUUGGGGUGGGAAGGGUUGAGGUUCUGGCAGGCUCAGUGGGAGGGGGGAGAAAUUAUGGAUGUUUUGAUUUAGAAUGCCAAAACUUACCUUUAAAUUAAAAACCCAAAACAAGAGACUUUUUUUAAUUAACAAAUUCCCUUCACUGCUGCUGUUCCUUCCCCAAUUUUAGCUCCUGCUUCACUCCUCUUCUGUCGUAUCAUGCAUGUGUGUUAGCAGCGCACUGAAUACAAAACGCACCUGUAAAAUAAAAUGUGCAGAAUUGAGAGCUGCCAUUUUCAGUCAUUUUCUCUCUAUGCAAUUCUGGGGCUACUGGCAUACAGAUUAGUAAAUACCACCGCUUCUCGGGACAGAUCCAAGGAUUUUCUCAACUUGAACGAGGAUGCUUGAGCGUAAGUCAGAUGGCUGCCAUGCCUGGUCAUCAUUCUCGCUGUUCAGCUGAUCCGCACCAGCUAGCAUUAUUUAUACGAUAUGAUAAUCUUCAACAUCUCCACUGAAAGGGGUAGCAUGUUAUACCUAAUCUGAGCAAACAUUGGUAGAUCACGUCUGUUGUAGAGGUACUAGAAGCAAGGUCUACAUUUCUGAAAUUGUUAGAAGAGAAAUGACACUGCUAAUCUUGAGAAAGUACAUUAUAAGGGUCUAAAAUUUAAAUAAUGUAAGUGUACUCUGACACUGAAGGGGUUAAACAUUUUUUUUUUUUUUUCUUCUUCUUCCUCUUCCUUAAAGACUUACUUGACUAUUAAGUCCUGCACGAGACGGGAAAACUUGUCUAACCUACCUAGUUUGCUCAGACUUAUUUUUUACGUCCAGUGUCUCUUUUUAACCCUUAAUCUUCAGUGGAGGUGAGUUCUGUUCAAGGCUAAUGAUCCAGGGCAGAUCUUUUAUCCUUUAGACCACAGCAAAGUACAAAUUCUGCCACUUUACAGUAUCGCUUCAAAGUAUUUCACUUGUCAAGAUUCUUUCUAAACACUUUGGAAUGUUUUGCUUGGAAAAAAAAAAGUAUUACAAUGUCCUCUGUACAGCUUUCAGCCUUAUAUUUGCAUAAUUGGAGCUCGACCAUUUUGCAGUAUGUAUUUAACCUCUUCAGAGACCUAUUGACUUUAGACAGGAGUCUAGGCCUUCAAGGUUUAGUUAUUCAGUGCUGUUAAUGUUAUGGAUUUAUGCUGAGAAGAAAAAAAAAAAAAAGGUUUGGUUCCCUAAUUUUUCACAUUUUGAAAGGGGUUCCUUGCAAUGGUAACACAAUUCCCGCAGUGUAACAGCACCGGCAUGUGCUCUGUUUCUGCUCCUUUUUGCCCCUCUGUGUCUCGGUUCAUCUAUGUCCACUUCCUUCAGGUCUAUGUGAAUGGGCUAGGAACGCACUGGGACCAUAUGAUUGUGUAUUUGAGGGUUUGUGUAUAUCCUGCAACCUUGCAGAUCGAUAACUUGUGUGUGUAUAUAAAAAAAAAAAAAUCAAAUCAGUGUUUAAAUAAUUAAGAACAGCUUCUGUAUUUAAUCUUCCAAUACAGCAUUUGCUAGAUAGAUAAUAACUGUGAAUAAUAAAAAUCAUGUGUAUUCUUCA